AAAUUACCAUUUUAUCUCGUCAUUUUCACACAUUUGUCUGUAAUCGCCACACGCUACAUCAUUUCAGCUGUUACAGCUUGUUUAUUUCACUAGUUCGAUCAAUUUUGCGUAGAAUUCAGGUUUUUUAUUUUCUCCGAUAUGGAUUCUACAGAUGCUAAUGAUAGCAUGAUUAGCAUCGGCGGAGGAAUAAAUGCGGAAGAGCUAGAUCAUGCUCUUAUGGUGGAAAUGGCAUCCACCACCGGUUUGGAUUUAGGUUCGGAAGCGGUUUCGGAUGAUCAGAUAACACCUCUUUUGACGCAGCAGCCGGAGAAGCCCAGACUCGAUAUCUUCUCUGUCUCGUACCCUAAACGGAAAACUAACAAGGACCAAAUUUCGAGAUUAACUGAAACGGAAACAUCGCCAUUUACACAGUUCAUAAUGUGGUCAUGGAGUGGAUCUAGAUAUUCUGGUUUGGUAUGCAUGGCGUUAUCGUCUUCUGUCUACUGUAUCAUGUCAAUUCUUUCUAAUGUGUUCUCUGCUCAAGCAAUUCCCCUAUUUGAGAUAGCAUUUACAAGAUGCAUAAUUAUCUCAGCAUUAUCAUUCAUGUGGUUAAGAAGAACCUCACAGCCAUUAUUUGGACCUGUAAAUGCCACGAGUCUAUUUGUUUCAAGAGCUAUUACUGGCUCUAUUUCUUUAAUAACUUUCAUCUACUGCAUUCAGAGAUUACCAUUAUCUGAAUCCAUGCUCUUGAGCUUUACAAUUCCAUUAACAGCUUCAAUAUCUGCAAGAUUCAUUCUUCAUGAGAAUCUAAAACUUGCAGAAAUAGCAGCCAUUGCUUCCAGUUUCUUUGGUGUAAUCUUCAUCAUCAGAUCAAUGGUCAGCCUGCAAGGUACAGAAGGAGGUGAACAAGUACAUGGAAUACAUUAUUUCUAUGUGUUUUUGAUUGGUUUAUUAUCAUCAUUGACUGGUGGAAUGAGCUACUGUUUUAUAAGGGCUGGAGCUAAACAGUCUGAUCAACCUGUGGUGACUAUAUUUUUAUUUGGUUUAGUCUCUACUCCUGCUGCAGCAAUAUGCAUGAUCACAUUUGAAGAUUUUGUGCUUCCUAGCUUCUAUACUUUAUUGCUUAUGAGUAUACUUGCCAUAUUGGCGUUUGUUGCUGAGUUGUUUCUAGCACGUGCGCUUCAACUUGAGAAAACUAGCAAAGUUGCAAAUAUUCAAUACCUUGAGGUGGCAUUAUCACAGUUAUGGGGUAUAGCAUCAUCAAGGGUAACCCCUACAUUUGGUGGUUUCAUUGGAUCCUUCAUCAUAUUCAUAUCAAUUUCUUGCACCAUGUAUUUAGGGCCCGAAAAAGACAUGGAGUGAAGAACCAAAAUGACCAAUUUAACCCUCUCUAUUUUUGUUUUCAUCAUAAC
Lactuca virosa is the source of this 1391-nucleotide messenger RNA. The record is from the annotation of a GenBank genome assembly. Lineage: Eukaryota; Viridiplantae; Streptophyta; Magnoliopsida; Asterales; Asteraceae.